UAAUUGUUGGACUCCCAUAUUUUUAAGGUAUUCCUCCUCUUUUAUGAGUUUAUGUUAAACGCGCUAUACACUUAAUGCCCUGAAGAGGGCGCAGUACGCAAAUAAAUAAGUUUAGUGGAGUAGAAAUAAAAUUGAAUAUUAAUGACAGAUACUCAUUUGAUUAAACGUACUAUAGUAUAGGAAUAUCUAAUAUUUAUAUUUAUUAGCCUGUAUAUUAAUUGCAUCCUGAUACAUUUUAUUAGAUUUUUGAUGAAUUGGCAUGAACAUUGGUUACUUUUAUUUCUCCUAAUAAGGCGUUGGUAAUGUGAACCGUCUUAUAUAUACUAUUCAUUAAUUUAUGUAUUUUUUAAACAUUUUAAAGCUGUUUAAAAUGAAUUAUUUUGUGUACAGGCCUGUUUAUACACAACGCCAAAACACCCGUUAGAUUUUGUCUGCGCACACUAAAGAGAUUCUCGCUGGACUGUACCAUUAACUAACCAGUGAGGGGGUAUUUGUAAUUAAGUAUACUUUUCAUUAAUUAUUGUUUUCCGCUUUUGGCCGUGUUUUAAUAUCGGCGAAUGUUUUUAUUUAUGAUUCUCAUCAUGUGAGUUCAAACUUUAAUUGACUUAAGUCACAAACCGUCAUUGUACUUAUCUUGGCGUCUGAAUCUACCCCUGUCCACUUUUUGCCCGUCUCAUUGGAAACUGUUCUCUAUCUUACUGUCUCUUCGCGAAGCAUUUAAACUUAUGAAAAGUUCGUAACCUAAAAUGUAAUAGAUACAUGAUUUUAAGAGGCACAUUUUAAUAGACCAAACCAUGAGAUCAUCACCUAGUCCUGUGAGUCGUGACUAGGAUUUUGGAAUGGCGGAAAGGCGAAUUAAUGGAUAAGAAAAAGUAAACAGAGGACCGUUUUCUCUACCACCGGUAUCAUUAGCAUGCUAGCCAACUAGCAACUAGUAUUCUCCCCAACUGUCUUGAAUAGUACAGCUGACCUGUUCGUUAGAACUGCUAACGUCUAUCAUGGUUUGUUUACUGCAGUAUGAUUUGACAUUUACGCAUUUCAGCGUAUGUUAUGUUAACCUGAAAUAGUUAAACAGAAAUAAAUAAUUAGAAAACGGUGGCUUAAUUUGAAAACUGGCGUCGAAAGCUACUUUUUUUUUAGCUUGCCGGCUAAAUUAGGGGUGCUGAUGUGUUCUUGCGAAAAAGUGGAUUUUAACAUCACCCCUCGUACUGUCGCCCGUCUGGUGUAUGAGGCCGAACAGGAAAAAAACAAUGGGGGUAAUUCGUCCAAUGGAAGCAACAUGAUCUUAUCAUAUCUGAUGUGCAAAUCGCAAUGACAAGGCAGAUUGCAAAACUGCAUUUGUUGUGAUCUGUGCUUGUGGAAGGAAGUCUUUAAUAGCAGCAGAGAAACAGGAAGAAGAUGGAUUUGACAUCAAGCAGUUAUGGGUGCAAGUCUCAAAUGCUCAUCUUUUUCCCUUCGAUAAAUGGCAUGCAGAAGAGAUGGCUGCACACUUUUAUGCGUAUUAGAAUUCAGUGAUGGCUCCACCCCAUUUUUUCAGUUCCUGCUGCAGGACAUUAUGCCGUAUAUACGCUGUACAUCUGUGAAGGAAGCUGAACUGCUGACUUCUUUCUUCAGGACAGUGAGUUGCCUUUCCAAUUGUCAUCAGAUUGUAUUUCUGUAAUGGAAUAUUUAUUUUGGGCUCUAGUGGAAUUUCCAGACCCGAUGUAGAAGACGAAGACACUAGAGAGUAAGAAAUAUUUGGUGCUUCUCAGUGAAUGAUUGUGCAUGAUAAAACUUGUACUCAAUGAAACUGUCAGCCGUAGACUGAUGCAGAAAGUUUUAGGUGAUGUAUGAUGGCUGUGACACCACCACCUGAAAUCACCAUGGCUGAGCCCAUUCCCAUUCCAACCCUGAACAUUCUUCCGCCUUCAUCCGAUACGGAGUCGUGGUCCUGCUCCCCAAGCCCACGGCCACACCGGUUCCACUUACGCAGCCGUAACCGAGAGAAGAAGAGAGCCAAGGCACAGCAAGCAGAUGCAUCAGAGAACCAUUGGGAUAAGGGGAAAGGGAAAAGAGAUAAAAGCCCAUCACGUGCAUCUCCAUUGCCUUCAAUGGUUUCUAAUGUAGAAGAGGAAGAGCAGGGCAGCCCCACUGUGCUUCUCCUACCCCCAUCCCGCUCAUGGUCACGGAGCUCCUCCCUAAGCAGGCGCUCUCGCUGGUCUCUCCGUAGCCUUCUCAGCAAGGAUUCAGAUUGUGACAGCAGCAGUACAGCCAGUAACUCUCCGCGCAGCACUCCCGGCAGCUCACCCUCCUUGCGCCGGCGUGUUCUGGGAGGCAGAGCCAGCGAAGGGGAGACAGUUGGGGACAGGAGUGGUGGAGGUUCAGACAGUCCCCUGCCUCCUACUCCCUCCUCAUCAACCUCCUCCUACCCGCUCGCGGCCCGCCACUUCACUCGCAAUGCCAAGAAAAUGCAGAGCUGGUAUAAUGUGCUCAGCCCCACAUACAAACAGAGGAAUGAAGACUUCCGUAAACUCUUUAAAAAGCUGCCUGAUACAGAGCGUCUCAUAGUGGACUACUCAUGCGCACUACAGAGGGACAUACUGCUCCAGGGCCGUCUCUACCUGUCUGAGAACUGGCUCUGCUUCUAUAGUAAUAUCUUCCGAUGGGAGACCACGAUAACCAUACUGCUGAAAGAUGUGACCAGUCUGACCAAGGAGAAGACAGCCAAGCUCAUCCCUAACGCCAUCCAGAUUUGCACUGAACACGAGAAGCACUUCUUCACGUCAUUUGGGGCAAGGGAUCGCAGCUAUAUGAUGAUCUUCAGACUAUGGCAGAAUGCACUGAUGGAUAAGACUCUGUCUCCUAAGGAGUUAUGGCACAUCGUUCACCAGUGUUACGGCACUGAGCUAGGGCUCACUAGUGAAGAUGAUGACUAUGUCUCCCCUACUGCUGAACAUAUGAACGGCCUGCUGCCAGGUGAGGAGCCGGUCUCCGUCACUGACCUGCUGGAUCUGGGAUCAGUGCCGGUGGCUCCGGUGGGCUCCUCUCCACCCUCGUCUGCCUCAAUUCUUCCCUGUGCUUCAGGAUCUUCACCUCCAUCCUCCUCUUCCUCUUCCUGCCAGCCUGUGGAGGUGCCGUCUACUCGGACCACGGUCGAACCUGAGCCCAGUCCACCCAGCUCCCAGAGCUCACUAACCCCCAGCACACACACUGGAGCUGCCCCGUCCUUAACCAUGUUGGAAGAAGGUGGGGACAGCCAGUCAGAAUCGGCCAAUCAGUCACUUCAGUCCCCUCCCACUGUCCCACACAGCCUGGGAAACCUCUCCUCAUUGGAUAUGACCAAUGAUGAGGAGCUCCCAACUGACCCCAGCAAUUCCUCUGACACUCAGGAUGAGAGUGAGGUGGAGUCUUUCUGUCCGGACCUCAACGGCCGACUGCAUAUCAACACGGUUGUUCGCAUGAGCGUUGACAAGCUCUACGACCUUCUGUUCUCAGACACUCACUUCAUACAGCACCUCUUCUCACAACGUCACUUCACUGAUCUCUCUGUGCACGAGUGGCAGCAGGACAGCAGCAGUGGGAGCAGCAGUAGAGUUCUGAGUUACACCAUCGCCAUCAACAACCCACUGGGCCCAAAAACCGCUCCUGUAGUGGAAACACAGACUCUCCACAAGAGCAGCACCCGGGGGGAGUGUUACGUGGUGGACUCAGAGGUCAUAACCUCAGGCAUCCCCUACCAGGAUUACUUCUACACUGUACACAGAUACUGCCUCACCUCUGUCAACAAGCACAAGAGCCGCCUCAGGGUCUCGUCUGAUAUCUGCUACAGGAAGCAACCGUGGAGUCUUGUGAAAGCUCUGAUAGAGAAGAACACUUGGAGCGGCAUUGAAGAGUAUUACAGACACAUGGAGAUGGAGGUGUGUAAGUUGGAGACACUGUUACAGUCGGAGGUUUCCGUAGUGAGUGCCGGGGAAGUGCCUUCCACAGACUCCGCCAAGACUCCCUCUGGCCUGCGCAGACGCAAACGCAACUGUCCGAGACGAGCGGGAGAGCGGGAGAGAGAAAGGGAUGGAGCGGGAGGAGGUGGUGGGGACCGGGGUGACCGAGGAAUUGGAGACGAGCGUGAAAGGAGAGAAGCUGGUGCUCAGUAUGUGAAAUUGGGAGAGAGGUGGCGUGGAGCCGGCAACAAUGGCAUCUCCACCAUCCUGCUCAUUGUGAGCUUCAUGAUCUGUGUCAGUCUGGUGGUUCUGGUGGCUCUGAACAUGAUGCUGUUCUACAAACUUUGGGCACUCGAGCGGGCUGCACACACGCUCGAGACCUGGCACUCGUACUCUUUAACAGACAGCCCUCUGCCCCAGUCAGCGGGAGAGUGGGCGCAGGUACUGCAGCUCCAGAGGCAGUUCCACCAGGCCCAGAUGAACAAAUGGCAGCAGAUUUUACAGUCUUCUGUCUCACUUCUGGAUCAGAUGAAGCAGUCUCUGGAGAAGCUCCACAGAGGAAUGAUCACACCAGAGGUGCAGCAGGAGUCUGAUCCAGCAGCGGACACACUGACGGAUCAGUGAAGAACAUACGGUAACCCCUUCACCGAACCGUUAACUAACUCUGGUCACCAUGACAUAGGCGUCCACAAAGGGAGCAAAUCAUGGAUGGGAGAUGGUGCUCAACUCAGUGACAUUAACAUUGGGAUUGAUUUGGGUAGCUUUUAGGUUACCCAAGUGUCUCAGCAGCAGCUACAGGACUACAAACAAACUCAACUCUUCUGUCAAUCUGAAUAUCAUGAACUCUGGGUCUGAAGCAAUAACACGCACGUAUGGGAGCAUCUGUGACUUUCAGCUGUGCUGCAUCUUGAGCCGCUUUUGUGUCUGAGGAAGCUCAACGUGAGCUUGUGGGAAACUGCAAUUCAUCGUGGACCUUAAAAAAGAGCUUCGGAGAGAUGCGUUAAAGAUUUCAAAGAGGGAAGUGUCUUUCCCUUCUUGAGGUGGUCUGAAAUCAACCUCCAGUCUGCUCCGAGAGACCUCUCAACCUGUCGUUUCACAACGAACGUAUUUUUAUGUUUUCAUGGAAGAGAAAUUUCAUUUUCUCUUCUGUUUUGUUACUGUUUUGAUGAUUUCAGAGCUGUUACUGAAACUUGCUCAAAGCGUGUCAGACCAUUACAGUAUUUAUUUAAUAGACUUGAAUUAGUCUAACGUCAUUGUGUUUCUGCUCAAACGAGGACCAAUGUAGAAAUGGGUGGAACGAGUACUAUGAAUAUGAAUUCCCGUUUUAGCAAUAAUCAUGUGGAAAAAUUGUAAUGACAAUUAGAAGUUAAUCUACAAGAAAGAAUGCAAAAAAAGUAAAACGUGCAGCUGUUACUUAAGGUAGAGUAUCAGAGUGACGAUUGUUUUUACACAAUGUUACAGUUUUAACCAUUGCUUCUUUCUCCCUAAUGUUUUAGUUAUUAUUGUUGUUUUAAAACCCUGUGUAUUUAUGACUUAGGGGUGAAAGGAGCUGUUUCAUGUAGUCGAGGUGUCGGGAAACUUAUAGAGUUUCACUGGGAUCAAACUUGAACUGUUCAGAGUUACUGUUAGCUCGAGCAGCUGAACAUACACACAGAUCGGAGAACUUCAGUCGUUCCUGGGGCUGGACGUUUAGGACCAAGCAGAACUCAAGGUCAGGAGUAUUGUGAUGUACAUUUCACUCAACACUGUAGGCGAAUCUCACAGAGAACAUGUCCAUGUGCUUCACCUCAAAAUCAAUAAUUAAUAUAUAUAUAUAUAUAUAUAUAUAUAUAUAUAUAUAUAUAUAUAUAUAUAUAUAUAUAUAUAUAUAUUUUUUUUUUUUUUUUUUUUUUUUUUUUUUCUUCCUGACAAUUAAGCACCCCUCAAUUAUUUUUAAUUACAUUUUUAUCAAAUCUAUUUUUGUUGCUUUUCAUUAUAAUGCAGUAAAAAUCAUCCUGUCCGAACUAUUUUUAAUAUUAUUUUAACUUUUUUAAAUUAAAACAAGCAUCAUUUUAAAGCAGUAAAACAAAUACUGUCAAGUGGUAUAAAUAACAUAAUAUAUAAAUAUAUAUAUUAAUAAUCUUCAGCAAUUGGAAAUCAUGAAAAAUUGUCACAAUUUUUAAAAAAAAAACUUCUAUUUUUUCUUUUGAUUUUAUUUUGAAUUUCUUGACAGGCUUGGUGAGAUUCACCUAAAUGUUUUGAGUUGAUUUUUUUUUUUUUUUUUUCUCUCUCUCUGUUUUAUGUUUGAUUAUUUCAUUUGGAUGGUCUGUUACUGAUGUCCCCUGUCCGGCCAUUUCAUUAUUGUCCUGCCCUUCAGCCUCAGUGAUCUCUCCCUCCUCUGAGUGUGUUAUCAGAGUGUCUGUCUGUAUGUCUGUCUGCGGGCGCUGCUGUGCAAAGCCCUUGCUGAGUGAUGAAAGCAUGUGCUAUUUAUUUGGGUCAAGGAGGGAGAGAACGAAGGUGGGAUGUAUUGUAUAGACACGAUUGUAAAGAUGACUUGUGACAGUCACAAAUGUAUAAUAAAAAUGCCAAAAAAAGAGAAAA
Megalobrama amblycephala (Wuchang bream) is the source of this 6497-nucleotide messenger RNA. It is a transcript of the gene gramd1a, whose product is annotated as GRAM domain containing 1A. Gene Ontology annotation, molecular function: sterol transfer activity; sterol binding. Gene Ontology annotation, cellular component: endoplasmic reticulum-plasma membrane contact site; plasma membrane; endoplasmic reticulum membrane. Gene Ontology annotation, biological process: intracellular sterol transport. The transcript is spliced from 21 exons. Bases 1830 to 4541 code for a protein of 903 amino acids. NCBI's taxonomy places the organism in Eukaryota, Metazoa, Chordata, Actinopteri, Cypriniformes, Xenocyprididae. The record is from RefSeq and is a predicted model, not a curated record.